AUGUUAUACCUUGUGGGUAGUAUUGAAAAAUCUUGUUCUACUGUAUCAAAGACUUUUUCAAAUACUUUAUAAUUUUAAUCCUAUAUAUCAAGUUGUUUUGCUAAUAAUUCUGUAAUCCAUCUUAAAGAUUUUAAGAUUUGCUUGCUUCAUGUUCAGCCAGAAGAGCAUCUGAAAAUUGUGAAAUAUCAAGAGCAGGAUUCCAAACUUGUAUAUAGGUUUCAUCUUCUUCAUCUUGUGUUGAAAAAGUCUUGUGCAACAGCUAACCUAGUUAGAACAACUAAUGUAAUUUCACGAGGAUAAUUUUCAGUUGUUAAUUUUUCAAAUUACUUAACUUUAUAUGCUAAAACUGAUACCUAAAGUACUUGUAUUUCGAUAUAGAAUCAUUAUAUUACAAAUAAUACAUCUGAUAGAUGCAUGAAUAAACCUUUUAGUUGUAAUUCGUUAGUCCAAGAUAAAUGUACAAUUGGAUUUACAAUAAAAGAUAAUUGCUACUGA
Messenger RNA from Paramecium pentaurelia, 495 nucleotides. The record is from the annotation of a GenBank genome assembly. NCBI's taxonomy places the organism in Eukaryota, Ciliophora, Oligohymenophorea, Peniculida, Parameciidae.